This is a messenger RNA of Colletotrichum paranaense, 771 nucleotides long. RefSeq lists its product as uncharacterized. Gene Ontology annotation, biological process: protein import into mitochondrial matrix. The coding region runs from base 1 to 771 and encodes 256 amino acids. Gene Ontology annotation, cellular component: PAM complex, Tim23 associated import motor. The transcript has 3 exons. The record is from RefSeq and is a predicted model, not a curated record. NCBI's taxonomy places the organism in Eukaryota, Fungi, Ascomycota, Sordariomycetes, Glomerellales, Glomerellaceae.
AUGCUGACGCCCACGAGCACCUUCGCCAUCCGCCUCGCCGGCCAGGGCGCUGCCCGCGCAUCGAUUGCCUCUUCCAUCGCCCGCACCACCGCAUGCCCGUACUCGACCGCCUCCAUGAAGCAGCACCAAGCCUCUGCCCGCCCAAUUGGUCUCGCCUCGACAGCCGGCCCCAUCGCCCGAACCAGCGCCGCCUUUGCCGCAUCCCCCUCGUCCUCCAUCGUCGCCCGCGUCGUCCGCCAGCCCUGCUCCCAACGCUGCAACGCUACCGCUACCGCCUCCGCUGCGGCGCAACAAAAGUCCGCCCCUUCGCCGGGGGACAGGUUGGACUGGGAGACCUUCUUCCAGCUGCGCAAGUCCCGUAGAAGGUGGCAGCUUGGCUUCAGCGUCAUUUCUGGAUUGGGAUCCUUUGUUGGCGGUGCUGGCAUCUUGGCUACUGGUAUUGCGGACCCGUUGGUGACACAGAUUCCGCUGGAUCCUUUCAUUACGAUGGGCCUUAUGACGAUGGGCUUCGGUGCUCUUGGAUGGCUUAUUGGACCUAGCGUUGGUUCUCUGGUGUUCUACACGCUGAACAAGAGGUGGAAGACUCAGAUGACGGUGAAGGAGAAGGAAUUCUUCGCCCGCAUCAAGAAGAACCGUGUUGACCCCUCUGUCUCCUCUGUUGGUAACCCUGUCCCCGAUUUCUACGGCGAGAAAAUCUCAAGCGUCAAGGGCUACCGUCAAUGGCUCAAGGACCAGCGAGCCUUCAACAAGAAGCGUGUCAGCUUCGUGUAG